AUGCCAACAAACUCCUUCACAGCCAUCCCUGCUUCAGAAGUAGGAUCCUUCAACCCCGGAGGCCCAACAUCAACCUUCAACCCCAUCCAAGACCCCGCAACCAAAAACUACCGCCUAAACCACCUCGCCCUCCGCAUCACCGACCCCGCACGCUCCCUCCACUUUUAUAUCGACCUCCUCGGCAUGCGCAUAGUCUUCAACAUGAACGCAGGCCCAUUCACAAUCUACUACCUCGGCUACCCACCUCCAGACACAAGCGCAAAAGAAGUAGCAACUUGGGCAGAGAAAACAGCACAACCACCAAUCCUGACAACAACCAAUGGGUUGUUAGAACUUAUCCAUGUGCAUGGUACAGAAAAUAAUAGUAGUAUAGAAGGAGUAAUAUCGAAUGGUAAUGUCCCGCCUCAUUUGGGGUUCGCGCAUCUUGGAUUCACGGUUCCGGAUGUUAGGGCUGCUGUGGAGAGGUUGAGGGGUGGGGGAGUGGAGAUUUUGAAGGAUAUUGGGGUUUGUACGAGGGAGUCUGUGCCUUUGAGUGAGUGGGAAGCUGAGAGGGAGGUUGGGAGGGGGGAGAUUCAUGGAAACUAUGCGUGGUUUUUUGAACAGUUUGCUAUGGUUGCUGAUCCGGUGAGUUGA
This is a messenger RNA of Penicillium odoratum, 633 nucleotides long. Its product is annotated as putative lactoylglutathione lyase (Glo1). The record is from RefSeq and is a predicted model, not a curated record. Lineage: Eukaryota; Fungi; Ascomycota; Eurotiomycetes; Eurotiales; Aspergillaceae. Bases 1 to 633 code for a protein of 210 amino acids. The transcript has a single exon.